Molecule: messenger RNA, 312 nt
Organism: Monascus purpureus
Lineage: Eukaryota; Fungi; Ascomycota; Eurotiomycetes; Eurotiales; Aspergillaceae
Source: the annotation of a GenBank genome assembly
AUGGGCCAAUGGAUCAAUGGGUCAAUGGAGAGCAUGCCUCUUAUCUUGAAUGUCUAUUUGAAGAUGUGUGAAAGCAACCGAGUGGAACCAGGCCCUGUAUCACCAGGAAGGACAAGCUUUCACAUGCUGGGAAGAGCAAGAACCUCCGCAGCUGGAAAAAUUGGAACUAAGCAAGUCCUCAAGGGAGAAGAGACAGCAAGUGUUAUAAUCUAUGAAUCCCCGGGUGGUCGGAAACAGGCAACUGAGCUGUCCGCUGCAGCCGGCGUUGAUCUUUGGUUUUCGGCGAUGCGGACGGAAAGGAAGCCUCCAUAG